Molecule: messenger RNA, 1624 nt
Organism: Cornus florida
Lineage: Eukaryota; Viridiplantae; Streptophyta; Magnoliopsida; Cornales; Cornaceae
Product: protein FAR1-RELATED SEQUENCE 2-like
Exons: 3
Coding region: 135-779 (214 amino acids)
Source: RefSeq, a predicted model, not a curated record
AAAGGAUCAACCGGUCCUCACCCUUUCUUUUUUAAAGAGAGGUUGGAGAUUCAAGGUGGGAUGUGCGUGUAAUUGUUUCAACUUUCAAAAAAAAAAAAAAAGAAAAAAAAGAGAAAAAAAAAAAACUAUAUCCAAUGAAUAGCUACCACGUGUCCUUCCGUCUUUACCCUACCAGUUUUCGCCAUUUGUCUUGCCGUGGGAGGUACACACAUACCAUACAAGUCUACUAUGUUUUUUUAAUGUUCGGAAACCUAAAAGCUCGCUCCGAUAAACAAACAAGAAUCAAACGGAAAAUCGAAACAAUUUCGAGCCUUGAAUUUCCAUUCGUGGAUAUGCAGACCUCAAUGGAUGACGGAACAAGAAGAAUAGAAACUUCUGCAGGAGAGGAAUUAAGUUUAUGUGAAGCUAACAGAAAUCAAGAACCGUUUGAGGGUAUGCUAUUUGAAUCUGAAGAUACUGCUAGAGCAUUCUAUGAUGAAUAUGCCAGAAGGGUAGGAUUUGUAACCCGUGUUCUAUCAUCCCGUAAGUCAGAGCGUGAUGGGUCAAUUAUUUCACGGGGACUUGGAUGCAGAGGAGGUUCUGAUAAUAAAAAUACAUCGAGUCUUCCAGUUCAAAAACAAGAUAGACGACGAGAAGGUUGUACGUCAAUGAUCUUAUUGAAGAGAGAGAAGCCUGGUAGAUGGGUGGUUAGAAAAUUUGUGAGGGACCAUAAUCAUCCCCUAGUGGUUUCAUUUCCAAAGAGGCGUCCGAGUUAUGGCGUUCCUUGGAUUGUGGCAUGAGAAUAGAAAAUUGGGACCUACUUGGAUUGUGGCAUGAGAAUAGAAAAUUGGGACCUACUUUAGAGGUAAGGUUACUAUAAGAAAGGUAUGUUGACCCUAUGAGUUAAAGUUGUGAGUUGGUAUUGUGAGAUGUUUCUCUCCUUUAGGUGCGAUGAGUUUGACUCCAUCUCGAUAGAGAUUGGGCGUUCAUGGUUGGACGACAAGUGUUGUAGUGCACUCUGGAUGAGGGUCGUCCGGCUCUUAGAAGAGCAAGGUUUUAUUUUUUAUUUUUUUUACAACGCAUUUUAAAGCCGCGAUGGCCGUGAACCUAUUAGAACUUCGGAGUUAAGCAUGUUUAACCUGGAGUAGUACUAGGAUGGGUGACCUAUUGCGAAGUCUCUGGUUUGAGGGAGCAAAAAACGGACAAUAUUGUGUAUGGGUAGGGUGAGUAUUGUUACAAAUGGUAUCAGAGCCGAAGCCUAGCUGGAAGUGUGGCCAACGAGGAUGUUGGGCCUCACGGGGGGUGAUUGUGACGAUCUCUGUGGGCGGGUGUGAGAUACUGGACAAGCUACCACACUGGCAGGUUACAGGGUGUCACGAUCCCACAUAAGUACUGUAUGUAAGGUUCAACACCCUUCUAUGACACAUUGCGUUUUAAAAUCGUGAUGGCCGUGAACCUAUCAGAACUUCAUAGUUAAGCGUGCUUAAAUUACAAUAGUACCCGGAUGGGUGACCCCCUGAGAAGUCUCUGGUCCGGGGGAGUCAAAAGUGGACAAUAUUGUGUCUGGAUAGGGUGAGGGUUGUUACAACCAUAAUUACCAUGAUGAAGAAAGAUACUUGUUAUUGUUAUGUACUUAGGUUCAUUA